This is a messenger RNA of Lynx canadensis (Canada lynx), 6427 nucleotides long. RefSeq names its product VPS53 subunit of GARP complex (gene VPS53). Gene Ontology annotation, cellular component: GARP complex. The record is from RefSeq and is a predicted model, not a curated record. Gene Ontology annotation, biological process: retrograde transport, endosome to Golgi. The coding region runs from base 146 to 2644 and encodes 832 amino acids. The transcript has 22 exons. Lineage: Eukaryota; Metazoa; Chordata; Mammalia; Carnivora; Felidae.
UGCUUUCCGGAAGUGCCCGGCAGGCUGAAGGAAAGGAGGUUUGCCUGAGCGCUGCAGAGAGAGGGCUGUGGUUCUGGUGCGUGGGGGGCGGCUGGAGGUGCUGCUCGGGGUUGAGGUGAGCGUCGGGAGGGAGCUGGGCGGAGGGAUGAUGGAGGAAGAGGAACUGGAGUUCGUGGAGGAGCUGGAAGCCGUGCUGCAGCUCACGCCUGAUGUGCAGCUCGCCAUCGAGCAGGUGUUUCCAAGCCAGGAUCCUCUAGAUCGAGCAGAUUUCAAUGCCGUGGAGUAUAUCAAUACCCUGUUUCCAACAGAGCAAUCUCUGGCAAACAUUGAUGAAGUCGUGAACAAAAUUAGACUGAAAAUAAGGAGACUGGAUGACAAUAUUCGAACUGUUGUAAGAGGUCAGACGAACGUGGGGCAGGAUGGCAGGCAAGCACUUGAAGAGGCCCAGAAAGCUAUCCAGCAGCUCUUUGGCAAAAUCAAAGAUAUCAAAGACAAAGCAGAAAAAUCGGAGCAAAUGGUUAAAGAAAUCACCCGCGAUAUUAAGCAGCUAGAUCAUGCCAAACGCCACCUGACCACCUCCAUCACAACGCUGAACCAUCUGCACAUGUUAGCAGGUGGCGUGGAUUCCCUUGAAGCCAUGACCAGGCGAAGACAGUAUGGAGAAGUUGCUAAUCUUCUUCAGGGUGUGAUGAAUGUUCUGGAGCACUUCCACAAGUACAUGGGAGUUCCACAGAUCCGGCAGCUUUCUGAGAGAGUGAAAGCCGCCCAGACUGAGUUAGGACAGCAAAUCCUGGCCGAUUUUGAAGAAGCAUUUCCUUCCCAGGGCACCAAGAGGCCAGGAGGACCCAGCAACGUCCUACGAGAUGCGUGUCUGGUUGCUAAUAUUUUGGACCCUAGAAUCAAACAGGAAAUCAUCAAAAAGUUUAUUAAACAGCAUCUGUCAGAAUAUCUAGUACUUUUUCAAGAAAACCAAGAUGUUGCCUGGCUGGACAAAAUCGACAGACGCUAUGCCUGGAUAAAACGCCAGCUCGUGGACUAUGAGGAGAAAUAUGGCCGUAUGUUUCCACGUGAGUGGUACAUGACCGAGAGGAUUGCAGUAGAAUUUUGCCACGUCACAAGGACAGAACUCGCCAAGAUUAUGCGUACCAGAGCCAAGGAAAUUGAAGUGAAAUUGCUUCUUUUUGCUAUUCAGAGAACAACUAACUUUGAGGGGUUUCUUGCAAAACGCUUCUCCGGGUGCACCCUGACAGAUGGAGCUCUGAAAAAACUCGAGUCUCCACCCCAAUCGACCAAUCCCUUCCUGGAAGAUGAACCAGCGCCAGAAAUGGAGGAACUGGCGAUAGAGAAGGGAGACUUAGAUCAACCAAAGAAGCCUAAAGCCCCAGACAAUCCGUUUCAUGGCAUUGUUUCCAAGUGUUUUGAGCCUCAUCUCUACGUGUAUAUUGAGUCCCAAGACAAAAACCUUGGAGAGCUGAUAGAUCGGUUCGUGGCCGAUUUCAAAGCCCAGGGGCCACCUAAGCCCAACACUGAUGAAGGGGGUGCUGUGCUCCCCAGCUGUGCUGACCUCUUUGUCUACUACAAGAAGUGCAUGGUGCAGUGCUCUCAACUCAGUACUGGGGAGCCGAUGAUCGCUCUGACCACCAUUUUCCAGAAGUACCUCCGAGAAUAUGCCUGGAAAAUCCUCUCUGGCAAUCUGCCCAAAACCACAAGCAGCAGUGGAGGGCUGACCAUCAGCAGCCUCCUCAAGGAAAAGGAAGGCUCAGAAGUGGCCAAGUUCACUCUAGAGGAGCUCUGCCUCAUCUGCAGCAUCCUGAGCACAGCAGAGUACUGUCUGGCCACCACCCAGCAGCUAGAAGAAAAACUCAAAGAAAAAGUUGAUGUGAGUCUGACUGAACGAAUCAAUCUGACCGGAGAAAUGGAUACAUUCAGCACUGUCAUCUCUAGCAGCAUCCAGUUGUUGGUUCAAGAUCUCGAUGCUGCCUGCGACCCUGCCCUCACUGCCAUGAGCAAGAUGCAGUGGCAGAAUGUGGAGCACGUUGGUGACCAGAGCCCUUAUGUCACCUCUGUCAUUCUUCACAUUAAGCAGAAUGUCCCUAUCAUCCGCGACAACCUGGCCUCCACCCGGAAAUACUUCACUCAGUUCUGCAUUAAAUUUGCAAACUCCUUCAUUCCCAAGUUCAUCACUCACCUCUUCAAGUGCAAGCCAAUUAGCAUGGUGGGAGCAGAACAGCUGCUGCUGGACACCCAUUCCUUGAAGAUGGUCCUGCUUGAUCUACCUUCCAUUGGCUCACAGGUGGUGAGGAAAGCACCUGCCAGUUACACUAAAAUUGUUGUGAAAGGCAUGACCCGGGCAGAAAUGAUACUCAAGGUAGUGAUGGCCCCUCACGAACCGCUGGUGGUGUUUGUUGACAACUAUAUCAAACUCCUUACGGACUGCAACACAGAAACCUUCCAGAAGAUACUGGACAUGAAGGGGCUGAAGAGAAGCGAGCAGAGCAGCAUGCUGGAGCUCCUGCGCCAGAGGCUCCCCACCCCGCCUUCAGGGCCAGAAGGCUCCGGCUCACUGUCACUACUGGCUCCGACACCAGAACAGGAAUCCUCUCGCAUCCGCAAACUAGAGAAACUGAUUAAAAAGAGACUGUAGGAGCAUGCAUGGGGCACUGUUUUCCCUGGCUGGUGCCCCUCAGCACCCGGCUGCCUGGAAGCCCCCCACCAAUCCUGCAUUCCCCCUGACUCUCAGAUCAUCAAUCCUGAAACCUCCUGGGACAUUUGGGUUGUUCAUGUGUCUUCUCCAUGACCUGUCUUAAUUCUUGUCCUAAUCAAAAAGCCAAGCAAGGGCAGGGUGAUAAAAAGGCUACAGAGUUGGUCUUUGAUUCUGUAGCAGAGGCAGUGGUGGGUGAAAGGGCCCUGCGGUUCACUUGUGUUCCUGAGCUGCUCGUCACUGGCUUUACAGCCUCACCUCUGCUGUCACACCUUCUGGCACGUGGCCCUAUCUGCCCCACCUGGCCAGACAACAUGGGUAGAAGCCCUGGAUCUCACCCCUUCCUCCACUUGCUGCUGUGGGAGGUUACCCCUGCAGCCAGACGCUAAGAUUUGUGCUCCCUGUUCUGUGGGCUUGGGUCUGGGGCCUGAGCUAAUGCAGUGACACAUUACAGCUGUAGGACAUUAGUCUUGCCUGAUGAAGGCAGUGGAAGCAGGUGCAUUCUGCCUUCUAGAUCCAUCUCCUGGUAUGUAUUGUCAUGCCUAGGCCAGGUUAUCUCCGUAAUCUCCGGUCCCCUCUCUGUAUGUGUCUCAGGAGAAAGUCCCUCUGUGUGUCUCACCAAGGAAGACUGUAUGUGCUAGGCCUCAGAAGCAGGUGCCCUCUGUGCCCUGGGGCUCCUUGCCUGGGUAUGGGGGUACACCCAUAUCUGCCUUGGAGAGAGGGUUCUGCUCGGCAUACUCACCGCAUGCUGUAAGCAGAUUAUUUUCUCCAUUUCUUUAUUCCCACUCUAGCCCUGACUUCUAGGGGAGGGAUUGCCUUCUGUGAAAAGAAACUAGGAAGUUUUCCUAGAAAACUUGUCCUAGGCUUCCUCCUCAGAUGACGCUGUGGGACAGCACAGGAGGCCUGGGCCCUCUAAUCCCCUUCCUGGCCAUGUAUUUUCAAAUCCACAUUACUUUCCAGAAUGAUCUGAAACAACAGAGGUGAUGUGAGGUGCCAGAACGACAUACCUUCGGAACAGAAUGUUGACCUUAGACACCUGCUCAGAGCCUGCGCCAGCCCAGAACACAGCCUGACCCCUGGCCUGUCCACUGGCUCUCAGCCAGCAUGGCUUUGCAGAAGAGAGCUGCCCCCUAGAGCCACUCUGUCCCCACAUCAUCCUGCAGCAUGAGAACGGGCAGCAUGUCAGGUAGCUGCCCUGACUUGCCUGGUUCAGUGGAAACCGAGCCUCAGUUAACCGGGACCACAGCCUCAGGGCAGCCGCCGUUCGUGUCUGCAUUGUUCGGGAAUUCUGAACAAUGUGUUGGCCAGGUGGGGAGAGAGCGCUAAGGAGGAAGGAGGAGCUCUUUACAGAAAAUGCACAUAACAGGCCCUCAGGAUAAAAUUGGGAUAUCAAAUAGCGCUCAAAAAUGAGUUUUCAGGAUAGAGGAAGUUUCCUGAAAAUCCAUAAAACUUGCGACAGCCAUAAAGGAGGAAACUUUAAGGUUUGAAAACCAGACCAGGAACUGAUUAUUUUUCCCUUUCUUGUUUUCCAAUGCAACCAGUCUGUGUGGUGCCCCUUCCCCUCCAUCAGCCUUGUCCCAGACUCAGCCCAUCGGCCGCAGCUUUGAUCCCAGGCCUCACUUCUUCACCGGCUUCCAGUCUCUUCUUGCUAGUCAGUAUGACUUGUAUGUGCUGAGCGUCUCAAACUGGACAACACCGAGAAGAAAGUAAGAAGUGUGACCUUUGGCUGAGCUCUCUUAGGGAAAGAUUGCUAAAUGAGAAAAGUGCAGAAAGGCCGGGGAGGGGACGGGGCGAGCGCAGGCCGCACACUGCCCGGACUUCACUUUGCCGGGACAGCCGUCCUGCUGCCCCGGUGACGCCCCACAGCGCGCACUGAGGGAGGUUAACAUUCUCUUCCUGCCCUUGAAAGAAGGGCUGAUGGGCCCAUCUCCAAACAGCACAGGCACUUCAGCCAUCUGUCAUCAACCUGGGGAGCCGGGAGAGCCAGUGGACUCUUGCACCUGGUUCUUGUCACUCUCGGUGUUUAUAGACCCGCACUUCUCUCUCUGGUUCAUUCUGAGGAGUUGUUUUCUGGACGUCUCCGUAACGCAUUGAGAUGUCAAGCCGCUGUUUCCCCCCCGUUGGUGGUCACAGCCAGGGAAGUUGCUUUCUUGAUUUAUUACAUUGUCCGUAAUCUCCAAGGAGCCCACAGAUGUCAGUAGGAGUUACGCUAAAUGUCUCGUUGAUAGAGUCUGAAUUCCGCGUAUGCAUCUUCUAAAGACUGCAUGUUUCUCAACUGGGGGUGCGCAUCAGAAUCACCUGGGGCCCAUUUUACAAAUACAGUUGCCUGGAGAUUCUGAAUCAGGAAGUCUGGAGUGGAGUCUGGGCAUGUGGGUGAUUGGAACAUUUACCCCCCUUGUUAGAAACUAUUGCAAUAGAGCGACAUUUGCUUUAUCAAAGUGUUCCCGUAGCACGUUUUCGUGAAGAUUUAUUUUUCCCAACUCUCUAAGCAAGUGUAAUUACUGUAUCGUUGAGCUGGUGCCAACAUGGGAAAGAUUCUUUGCUAACAUCCAGGGGCUUUAAUUUGAAGCUUGUGUUGAUGACAGGGACCAUGCCAGAAUUGUGCUGUCCCCAUACAGACUAAGAUUCUUGCCGUUUUGACAACCUGGCCCCAAAGAGAAAUUUGAUAUAUGAUUGUCACUUCAAAAUAACAUGUAUAAAGGAGAUAAAAACAGUAACAAAGAACUCUGUUAUUAAGCUAAAUUAGAUAUUGUGCCCAUUCCUCCCCCCCACUUUCUCUAACUCCUAAAAAAACAAAAAAAAAACCAAAAAACAAAAAAAACUUGAAGCCACUUUAUGUGGUUAAAAUACAUAUUGGUAAUUUGUAAUUGAUGAAGAUCUACUUUUAUGGACAGACUUCCUGACAGCUGGCUUAGGGGUGGCCAGGCCGGAGAAACUUCUGUCUGAAUCAUAACCAUGUGAUAGGAACCACAAUGGGUGGACAGAGUGUUUGGACCUCCAAGUUCGGUUCUGGAAGUGAAACUGUCGCCACUCCUCCCUCUCUUAAAGAACCAAGAACUAGUACCUAGGACUUUGCCCCCAGAAAAAGGUGCCUCCUUUCUCAAGCCGAGGAUGGCUCUUGGGUGCAGAUCAAACGGGACUGAGAGCAGACUGCAAGGGAGCAGGGUGACAUUUACGGACCGGACAGGGCGAGCAAGCACGUCUGCGGCUGCUGCCUGAUGUGGGGGUGCUCCACCAGCCCAUCCUGAAUUGCUGUUGGACAAGGAAACCUAGCUCCCUGUUUACGGAAUGCUAGGGGAAAUGCCAAAAGGUCACAGCUGGAAAUGUAAUUCCUCUCCCUAGGAGGAGAAAUCUCCAGAAUAACUAGCUGGCUGACGGUGAGAGCAAGUGUUUCACACUUCUCUACUCCAAGUCAGAUUUCUAAAAAUAAAAUCAUUAGAACUGCAUCGGGCCAUUUAAACAAUAGCCUUGGAAACACGGACACAUGAAAAGUUGGCAUCCAUUUUAUAUCGUAAAUCUCAAUUUCCAGUCUGAUCCUAGUAUUUAUCAAAAUAGAUAGCCUCCCAGACCCUCAAAGUUCUAUACUUGUGGGAGAUAUCAAUUUCCUUAAAAUAAAGGGACUGCUUUUUUGUGUAAAUAUCUUUCAUUUCCCCCAUCUGGAAGUGAUUUCGCGGUGCAUAUUGGAGCAUAAAGUACUACAGUUAAUUAAAGCAUUACUGGAUGUCA